This is a messenger RNA of Labrus mixtus (cuckoo wrasse), 1842 nucleotides long. RefSeq names its product ankyrin repeat domain 33Ab (gene ankrd33ab). The coding region runs from base 256 to 1638 and encodes 460 amino acids. The record is from RefSeq and is a predicted model, not a curated record. Gene Ontology annotation, molecular function: protein binding. The transcript is spliced from 5 exons. Lineage: Eukaryota; Metazoa; Chordata; Actinopteri; Labriformes; Labridae.
GUCUCUGAGAAGACUCUCUGAAGACUCCUCCUCUCAGUUUUAUGUCAUCACUACAUUAUGUGGCAUGGAAAUGGUUGACUUGUCAGCUGCUCUGAAAAACACAGAAGAAGUGCUGGAGGAAGUCAGAAGUCACCCAGAAGAAGUCACUGAGGUCGGACAUGAACAGUGGAUACAUCUACAUUUUCAGCUAAUUUGACGCCCUUAUUGAUGUAGUCUAAGAACACAGUGUCAUCUCAUCUGUUCUGCCGUUGGAAGAUGGCUACCGCAGCCGGGGACCCCCACCUUGGCUCAGGCCCUGAUGAAGACGACCUGUCUCUGUCAGGGAGUGAGUCCGAUUCAGACAGCAUUCUCUCAGAUGACUCGGUGCUCCCUGACUACAAGUCGGAGUUUACGAACGCCGGCGUCGCAACAACUCUGUAUCAAGCAUGCGCCCGCAAUGACCCUGUCUCUCUGCGCAAAGUGCUGGAGAGGGGGGUCACAAAAGAAGAAGCCAUGGAGCUGGACAUCAAUAGCUGGAACGGCUUGAUGUUGGCUUGUUGCAAAGGUUAUGUGGACAUUGUGUAUGGGCUCCAUAGUUGUCCCUUCCUCGACAUAAAUCAUCAGGACAAUGAAGGCAACACUGCUCUGAUGAUUGCAUCCCAAGCAGGUUAUGUAAACACAGUCAUGUAUCUCCUAAACUACUACUCUGGAAUAGACACGGAAAUAAGAGACUGUCGAGGCUUCACAGCCCUCAUCAAAGCUGCUAUGACGGGCCGUAAUGACGUCGUGGCUGCCCUUGUUAUGGCUGGGGCUGAUACACAUGCAGUAGACACCACAAAAGAAAAAUGUGCUCGGGACUGGGCACUAAAAACUGGUCGAUAUGAGACCCUGUUUCGUCUCCGUCGCCUUAAUUUGCGGCCGAAAGCUGAGCAGUUCUGUGAGAAUUUCAUCCCUGAGUGGCCUGAGCUCAAGGAGCGGGUAGCCAAGGCCACAGCUGAGAAAAGUGCCAGGGAAAAAAUUACUCAGCGGUUAAAGAACACAUUUGGAUUCAGAUUACCUCGUGACCCUGAGGAUAACGGGUGCCUGGACCAUAUGGUGCGCAUCACCACCAGUGUCCACAGUCCCCUGAUUUCAACUGGAUGCCGUCCCCUCUGUCCUACAAGCCCUCCUGAGGUGGGGAAGAGGCGCUUGGCUGUCCCAGAGCUGGUGAAGAAACACCCAGAAAAGGAGUUAGUAGAGAGCUCAGUGUGCCACAGUAAUGGUUCAGUAUCACACAUCAUACCCACAAUGCAAUCUGCAGAGUCCAUCACUACAACGUGCUGUACUGACCCUGACAGGCGAGGCAGCAUCCUGUCUAUGGCUUCCACCAAAGUCGCUUCUACAUUUAUUCCCCGCAGUAUGGCGAGACGAAACAGCGUGUUCCCUUCUGGCUGCAUCCCCCAGAUCAACAUCCACAGGCCUACAGAGGCAACGCCAAAGAAACAAAAGAAGAAGAAGAAAAUGGAAAAGGGCUUCCUGGAACCACCCAAGUGGAAGUACAAGGAGAUCAAGGACGAGAAAAAGAAGGAGAAGAAGAAGGCAGAGAAAGAAAAGAUAGAGAAGGAGAAAAAGGAGAAAAAGGAGAAAAAGGAAAAAGACAAGAAGAAGGUAAAGAAUUAAAAAGGCUGUUUGGCUGUAUGAACCAUUUAUUACCAAAUAUUCAGCCUUCGUUGCACUUAUAUCCUUUAGGAAAAAUAAGUUAGAAAGGAGAUUUUUUUGUUUUUGUUAAAUCUGAACUGUAGAGGAACAUAAAUGAGCCCUGCAAUGACAAAGUGGGAGGAGUUUGAAGCAUAAUCUCCACAAUGUUUCGGGGCUCUGAUUAUA